UCUGUAACGCUCGCUUCAGAAGAAUAAGAGAAGUAAAAACCCCACUUCAGGCUCUUCUUCUCCUUGUUUUUUCGCUUUCUUAAAGCAAAAUUUAAACCUUUCUCCUGUUUUUCUCCUUCUGGGUUAUAUAGAUUUUGUUGUUUCAUAAAGAAUUAAUCAAAUUAAAGAGGAAGAAAGAAGCGAAGUUAUGCCUACUGUUAACGGGCACCAAAGCAACACUCCGGCGGCCGCUCCCGCCACUGCCACCGCUACUGAGCAAUCUGUUAACCCAGUCAAGACCGUUGACAAUCCAUCUGUGCUAAAAAGGUUGCAGACGGAACUGAUGGCCUUAAUGAUGAGUGGAGAUUCAGGGAUAUCUGCAUUCCCUGAGGAGGACAACAUAUUCUCCUGGAAAGGUACAAUCCAUGGAAGCAAAGACACGGUUUUUGAAGGAACAGAGUACAAGCUAUCCCUUUCUUUCCCUUUUGACUAUCCAUUCAAGCCUCCAAAGGUGAAGUUCGAAACCAUUUGCUUUCAUCCCAAUGUUGAUCUCUUUGGCAAUAUUUGCCUGGACAUUCUUCAGGAUAAAUGGUCUUCAGCUUAUGAUGUGAGAACAAUUCUGAUAUCAAUCCAGAGCUUGCUUGGAGAACCAAACAUCAGUUCCCCUCUAAACAGUCAAGCAGCACAGCUAUGGAGCAAUCAAGCAGAAUAUAGGAAGAUGGUUGAGAAAUUUUACAAGCCUCCAAGUGCAUGAUUUGUGAAGAGAUGGUCAAUAGUGGGAAGUGAAGUCUGAUUGAUAUAAAAGAAACUCCCUUCUGUUUUCUUGAAGUAGGGAGAGAAUCAAGAUUCAAAAAUGUGUGUUUGUUGAGUGUGGAUUUGUUGUUAUUCUUUGAGAAGUGUUGCUUGUGUCUCUCUUUACACAUUAAAGGGGCCUUUAUCAAUGAAUACAUUUUUUGUUUUUUAGUGGAAAUGAAUUGAAUUGAUGCUCUUUUAAAUCUCAAAAUUAUCGCUUUAAGCAGAGUUACUUUCACCUUCUGAAAGUUAUUUGGCAAAAAGGAACUUGUUUUGAGCAUCAUAGACGAAAUUCUCAAAGUGAUUCGGAAUUUACAAUAAAUAGAGUCAUAUAUGUGUAAUCUUUUUUAGUUUCUGAUGAUAAGUGUUGUUGUUCACAAGAGUGUCCAAUAUUUAGAUUCACUAGCAAUUUUCAAAAGCUUAUUAUGUUAUAUAAUCAAAUCUUGUUAUUAUUAUUUUUUUGGUAAUUAGAAACUUUGUCCGUAUUUGUUGAAUGCGUAAAUCCAGAAUACAAUGAUUGGAUCCAUACUUACUGCAUUAG
Messenger RNA from Mangifera indica (mango), 1312 nucleotides. Its product is annotated as ubiquitin-conjugating enzyme E2 20-like. The transcript has 6 exons. NCBI's taxonomy places the organism in Eukaryota, Viridiplantae, Streptophyta, Magnoliopsida, Sapindales, Anacardiaceae. The record is from RefSeq and is a predicted model, not a curated record. The coding region runs from base 188 to 733 and encodes 181 amino acids.